CUAAAAUUUAUAACGACAAGAAAUUAGAAAGCAACAUGGCCACUUCUCUGCUCUUCAGACCCUCUCUCUUUCUCCCCUGUUCUCUAUCCACCAAGCCCAUCUCUUUCUCUCUCUUUCUCCCUAAAACUAAGUCUUUUCACCUCAAAGCUACAAUGAUGGAGGGGAGUGAAAUUAAGGAGCAAGAAGAAGUGGGUGCCAGUGGAAAGAAGAAAAUAUUUGUUGCUGGUGCUACUGGAAACACCGGGAAGAGGAUUGUUGAGCAACUGUUGGCCAAGGGUUUUGCGGUCAAGGCUGGUGUUCGUGACAUUGAUAAGGCUAAAACAACCUUUUCAGGCAACAACCCAGAUCUUGAAAUUGUGAAAGCAGAUGUAACUGAGGGUUCAGUAAAGCUAGCUGAAGCCAUUGGUGACGAUUCAGAUGCUGUAAUAUGUGCCACAGGUUUUCAGCCUUCAUGGGAUUUAUUAGCUCCGUGGAAGGUAGAUAAUUUUGGCACAGUAAAUCUCGUUGAAGGGUGCCGCAAACUUGGUGUUAACAGAUUCAUCCUUAUCAGCUCCAUUUUGGUUAAUGGUGCUGCAAUGGGACAGUUGCUAAAUCCGGCUUACAUAUUCCUCAAUGUGUUUGGACUCACAUUAGUAGCAAAGCUUCAAGCAGAACAACAUAUCAGGAAAUCUGGUAUCAACUACACAAUUAUAAGGCCUGGUGGGUUAAGGAAUGACCCUCCAAAGGGAAAUAUUGUCAUGGAACCACAGGAUACUCUAUAUGAAGGGUCGAUUUCUAGAGAUCAGGUUGCUGAAGUUGCUGUUGAGGCAUUGCUCCAUCCAGAAGCUUCUUACAAAGUGGUGGAGAUAGUUGCUCGUACUGAAGCUCCUAAACGUUCGUUGGAGGAACUAUUUGGUGCCAUAAAGCAACGGUGAUUUACUUCGAAGAAUUUGGUCCUAUACGAUACACUGAAAGAUAAUAUAUGUUUACUGGCUGAGGCAAUUUUGUGUACCUGUGUUCUAAAAUGGUUGGACUACCGUUUGAUUCUGCCCAUUUUCCAUCUAAGU
Ilex paraguariensis (yerba mate) is the source of this 1046-nucleotide messenger RNA. NCBI's taxonomy places the organism in Eukaryota, Viridiplantae, Streptophyta, Magnoliopsida, Aquifoliales, Aquifoliaceae. The record is from the annotation of a GenBank genome assembly.